AUGCAAGAACCACGGUUCAAGUGCCAUGGUUGGUACCCUUGUGCUUGGGCAGGUACCACUGAUAUUUACCACAUUGUUCCGGGUUUACUCUCUGUCUUGUUGAUCAAUGUAAACCAUGGUACAAAGUAUGUCUACCAUGGAAACAUUCUCGUAAGUUUAUGAAGAGGAAGAAAUGUUCAUAGCUCAAACAUGAGUCAUGUUUACUAUAAGGAAGUAAUGUAUUUAUGUCUCAUGUAUUGAAACAGGUUUUAUGAGAGAUCACCCUGAAUAAACUCAUGUUCCAGCUGCUUUUUGGUUGUACAGUACCAAUUUGUUGUCUUGUAAAAUAGUAAAGCGUGAGAGAUGGUAAAUUUUGUACAAUUUUUACCCAAGGUUGAGUGAUAUAGUUGUGUGGUUGGGGUGUGAACUUACUAAGUUAAAAAUACAUAAAUAAAUAAAUAUGUCUCAGGUAGCUAACGUCAACAAAGCUAACUAGCCGGAUAUCUAUCAAGCUAGCUCAUGGUUAGCUUGCUAACUGGUUUAGUUGCGAUUUUACUGUUGGUUUGACGUAAUUUAGAGUUUCAUUUUUACUCAUAUAACACCCUGAUGUUAUCUCUACAUAUUUAACAUGCUUCGGUCUGUUUGGUGGUGUUUUCAAAACGUAUUUCCUCAUAUUUAAGUGCUUGUACGCGCAUAAUUGAAUUUGGCCUUCAGCCAAGAAACCAAACGCUUCCUUCACAGGGGAAAUCCAACUAUUUAGAUUAUAGAUUACAAUGUGAUUUAGUAUAUGCUUUUUUCCAGAGCGACGUACAUAAAAAUCAGGGGGGAGUUGAACUGACAACCUUUCUAGUUGUUAGAUGACCACUCUGCAAGUUAACCAAAAAAUGUCACUUUCAUUUACUGUUUGGUAGCUCUUCUUCCCCUUCUGUAUAUACCAGUUUUCUCUGAGCAGGUGAGGAAUGCUUCAAAUACUUUUCUGUCACUACAUUUAUGUAAAUAUUUUCACUGAAAAUGUCACAGAAUUAUUGUUUUUGUGAGUAAAUGGCUGUUUUACACUAUUAUGGAACAGAAAAAUGCUUAAAAGCAGCCACAAAGCUCUUUUUAAUCUCUUUUUUUGCUAUGUUGAGAGCUCUUAUUUGCAGGUUAAUUUUUAAUAAAGUUACUGAUAAACCCAUAAAAGCUGAAUUGUACUUUUGUUUUGCUCAUGCGUCCAACAGCUUGAUCAAAUUUGCAUCUUAACCGACUCCUUCAUGCUUCACGGUUAGGUGAGAGCGGCUACAGGAGCCCAGAGUGGACAUGCAGUUUUAACCAACUAGAUAAAAACAGUAGAUUUCAUUGAUUUGUGCAAGGUAAGUCAUUUUUUUGUCAGAUCACUUUUCUUUUAUGUGACUCAUGUGUCCUAAAAUGGCAUGAUGUUAUAUCCUGACUCCCCAGGAAAUUAUUCUGUCUUGUGAUAAAUUGGAAAAAAAAAAAACAGCUGAACUUACCCCUUAUCACUGAAAACUCUACAUUGUUUGUUUAGGAUAUAAUGUUAUAUUAUUUAGAGUUUGGAGCCUAAACAGUUAUAAAAAUUGUCUAGAAUUCAAAAAGUGUUCCAAUAAUUUCACUAAAGUUUUCUGUUUUCCUUGUUUAGGAUCAGUUUUUAGGAUCAGUGAAAAUGCUUGAUAUUGUUUUCUCUUUCUCUUUUUUAACAGAUGUCAAUCUCCUCUCCUUCAUGAUCUGCCAACCAGGAAGUCAAUCCAGGUGUGGCACAAGUCCUCUGGCAGCUUGUUCCUCAUUUCUAGUAGUGCAGCAGUGCAGUCAGGUGAGUCAGAGCAGCUCAUGUUUUUCUUUGACACUUAACUUCACUUUAUUGACAGCCUCUUUGCCUGUCAGGUGUGUGUACUAUCGAGGAAAAACUCAAAGUGGACCAGAGUGUGAAUAAAUGUCGCCUUGAACAUGUUGGAUCAGCGAGGGAAUGAGACCAGAGGGAGCCACAUCCUGCCAGCGGGAAACUUCAGCCAGAAUGACAAAGGUCGGUUUUCACAGCUGAUAUGCGAAAUCCUCACUUCUUUAUGCUUUCAGAUCUUUAAUUACUUGUUUUUGUUAUGAGGCAACAAAGAAGUUUAACUUUUAGAGUUAAAUUAGUCACAUUGUUGACUUUAGGUAACAGUGAUAGCAGAGGUAUUCAGUCUGUCACAUAAACCAAAGUUACUACACUGUGAAAAUCUGCACUUAAAGCUACAAUGGGGAGUUUUUUUAAGUGGAUAAAGAGACUGAAAUUAAUACUGAUGCCUAUAAAUAAUCCGCUAAAGCAAACAGGACCAUCAUUCAUAAGACUGAUUAUAUCUGUGUAGUCAUAGAGAUGCUUUGAUGCUUAAAAUCAUUGGUGGGGGGUCGAUGUCAGACAAAUUCACUGAUUUCACGCUGCUGUAAAAGCCUUAUUUUAAAAUAAAGAUUGUUAAAAGAGAUUCUUAACAAACAUACAAGACAAAAUCAGCAAAAGUUUUGUCCACAGGAGGGCGCCAGAAUCAACACAAACCAAAAGUUACCCACAGGAGCCAUAGAAACUAAAACUAAGCAACAGUUUAUACAGGUGCAGUUCAAAAAACUUGAAAUGUCCUGUAAAAGUUCAGUUUUUUUCCUUUUAAUAUAAUUCAAAAGGUGAAAUAAGAUUUAAAAAAGUGUCUGCAAUUAUUUUAAAUUUCUCAGGAUAAACAAAGAUGGCGCUUUUACUAGUGUUUGCCGUACAUUUUUGAGUUUUUACAUGCUUUACCUGACUCAAACUGGAAGUUAAAUCUUAAUAGUGCGUCAUUCUCUACAGGGCCACCAUUCUUUUAAGCACAAACUAUAUCACAAUUCAUAUCACAACAUUUCAUUUUCAUUUUAUUCAUGAUGAAAACCAUGAGUAAUUCUCAACUGUUUAUUUUUCCCCUCCCAGUUUGUGUUCACACUGAUCCCAGGCCGCCUGAAUUCGUCCACGUCUUGCAUAAGAAGAAUACAGUAAAAGAGCUGCUCAUGAUGAAACGCCAGGUGAGUCACAGGUGGAACAAGUACCAACACGUGAGAAGACAAGUGUAAAAUUUCCAGAUUGGAUUUCCUAGAAAGUGCGUCAGGUAGUUGCAUAAAUUUGUGUUUCAUAACUUUGAGUGUUGUUGCUUUAAUUCUUAUAUUUCACUCUCUUUUAGAAAUGGGCCUGUUCCCAGGACAGCAGCUCAGAGCACCAACCGAAGUUCCCAAAGUCCGACACCUUUGCCAGUGACACGAGUCCUCCUCCUCCUGGCCCUCCAGUUCCACUAAACUCAACCGUUAUUAGUAAUUUUUCCUCCAUCGCUCCUGGAAAUGGUCCAAUUCACCCUCUGCAGGGACAAACCACUCUAACAGAUGCAGUCAAAAUAUCUUUGUUUCACUGGCAAAUACAGAAGGAGGCUCAGAGGGUUGGAGAAGUUUCUCCUGAGCUGCUGAACGUGCAGGAUUCAGACGGUGACACGUAUGUAUCCAAAAAGAAAAUGUGAAAUAUCAGUGUUCAUAAUACCUUAGAAAUAAAGCAGAUUCUAAUUUAAAAAAGCUAGUGAUGGGUUAUUUAUUGUGAGCUAAACACAGCAAAUAAAUAUUUAAGCUUGAAAUGAUUACUUCAGUUAUAAAGUUAAAGUGGAUAAACAAAUAAAACUGAACAUUUCCCUGCGUCCAGGAUGCUUCAUAUCGCCGUAGCACAAGGGAAACGAGCUCUUGCUUUUGUCCUCGCUGGAAAAAUGUCCAGUUUUGGCUCCUUGGACAUAAAAGAGCACAACGGACAGGUACGAAGAUUUAACAAUGCUAAAUGUGUUUUUAUCCUUUUUAAGUUUUAAGAUAUAACGUCUGAAUUGUUCACAGACGGCUCUUCAGAUCGCUGCUGCCACCAACCAGCCCUUCAUCGUCCAGGACCUGCUGGAACACGGAGCCCAAAUCAACAUCAGGGACCUGUGGGGCCGCUCUCCUUUGCAUGUGUGCGCAGAGAAAGGCCACUUUCUCACUCUUCAGGUACAAAUUUACGACACCUAACCGAAAGACACUUGGGUUUUUCAUCUGAACUGAUGACUCUCUUUGGACUUAGACCAGAGACAACGCCGCUUUGCUGCCGUCAUCUGUUUAUGGGUCAGCGUAAGAAUAACAAACACAAGUCUGUCACCAUGCAAAGAGGUGUGCAGCUUAUCUGGCUCGUUAAUUUACAACUUAAUCACACCUCUGUUAAUGCAAAAGCCUGUUUUUUUAGGUCAAUCAGGUGGAUCUUUGCUGCAGACUUUGUUAAAUAUUAACCCUGGAUUUUUAUCAACACAGCGCUCUUAAAAAGUGAAAAUAAAUGUCUGUGUUUUAAACAUAAAGUCACGUGUAGUUAAACCUCAUCUCUGUCUUGGUUUGUUUUCCUGAAGAGCAUCUGGAGGAGCUUGAUGGGAGGCAGGAAACCAGUUGACAUUGAAAUGUACAAUUAUGAGGGUGAGCGUACGUCAUACACUUUGAUCUCGUAUUUCUGAAUAGUGAAACGUCUUUAUGACUGAGAGUUAAUGUUCUCAACCUGCAGGUUUAACUCCUCUUCAUACUGCAGUCUUGUCCCACAACGCCGUCAUCAGAGAGCGCAGGAGUCAAGGUAACUCCUGCGCUCUCAGGGUGAUGGAGCAGACACAGAGGAGGCAGAUGUUUGUGGAGUGUAUUAAAACUCUGCUGCUUAUGGGCGCCUCCUAUAGGACAAAGGUGAGUAUAGAGCAGGGGUGGGCAAUCGUGCGCCAUGGAGGGCCGAGAGGCUGCAGGUUCUCUUUCCAACCCAAAACUCCACCAGGUGAUUUCACUGAUUAUCUUACCUCCAAGCGGAGAGCAGGGACUAAUCAGUGAAAUCACCUGGUGGAGUUUUGGGUUGGACAGAAAACCUGCAGCCUCUCGGCCCUCCAUGGCACAUGAUUGCCCACCCUUGGUAUAGAGUAUGAUACAAAUGCAUUUAUAUAUGGGCAUAUAACAUGGGCGUAUCCAAACUGUUCUUGAUCCAAAAUUUAACAUUUUUAACAUUAAGGUUUGAUUCUAACAGGAUCUAAAAAGUGGGCGCACAUGUCUGCACAUGGCAGCUGAGGAGGCAAACGUGGAGCUCCUUCACAUGCUCCUCGAUGAGGCGUCUUCACUGUCGAUGGUCAAUGAUAAGGUGAUUUUUUUUCUUGUUUAAAGAAACCCCAGUAUGAUUAGAAUAACUUUAAACUCGUGCUCUAUAAGAUGUGCUUCUGUGUGUUUCAGACGUUCAGUGGAAACACGGCCCUGCACAUCGUCUGCUCUUUGAGGAGCCUCAACACUCAGGUGGAAGCUACAAAGCUUCUGAUGAAAAAAGGAGCCGACCCCGGGACCAGGAACUUAGAAAAUGACCUGCCGUCUCAACUGGUACCUGAUGGACCUGUUGGUGAAAAGGUAGAGUGUGUAAAUGUGUCAGUGAUACUUCAGUCACCUCCUUUUACACCUCUGGGAUAUUUGUUCAUGUGAUAAUCUGGAUUUAACCUUUUUUUUCAGGUGCGGAGGAUCCUGAAAGGGAAGUAUUGUCAAGCUUAA
Messenger RNA from Xyrichtys novacula (pearly razorfish), 5520 nucleotides. The record is from the annotation of a GenBank genome assembly. Lineage: Eukaryota; Metazoa; Chordata; Actinopteri; Labriformes; Labridae.